AUGGUGAGUAGAUCAUCUACUAGAUUCUUGAAUAUUUGUAUAGCAUCUUUUUGCAAAGCCAAGCAUUUACAAAGAGCAGAAACUGUGAUUAUUGAUGGUAUAAGACUAGGUGUUUUGCCUGAUGUUGUUACUUACAAUACCCUGAUUCAUGCUUACUCUCGAUUUGUUAGUUAUGAUGCUGCUUAUUCAGUUCUUGAUAGAAUGAAAGAAGCUUGUAUAAAUCCUGACAUUGUUACUUAUAAUUCUUUGAUUGCCGGUGCUAUGAGGCAUUGUUUGAUGUCGAAAUGUGUGGAAUUGUUUGACGAAAUGCUUGAGUUGGGAAUAAAACCUGAUAUUUGGAGUUAUAAUACUUUGAUGCAUUGUUUUUUUAAGCUAGGAAGACCUGAUGACGCGAAUCGGGUUCUUACAGAUAUUAUAUUUCGUUAUUUAUCACCUUCUCCAGCAACGUUUAAUACCAUGCUUAAUGGGCUUUGCAAGAACGGUUAUGUGGAGAACGCACUUAUGUUGUUUAGGAAUUUAAAGAUACAUGGGUUUGUUCCUUCAUUGGUUACUUAUAAUAUUCUUAUUAACGGGUUGUGUAAAGCUUGGAGAUUGAAGACAGCUAGGUGGUUGCUCAAGGAGCUUGGUGCAUCUGGACUUGUUCCGAAUGUUAUAACGUAUACUACGGUCAUGAGAUGUUGCUUUAGAUCUAGGAGGUUUGAACAAGGGUUUGAGAUAUUUGAAGAGAUGAUUGAUAAGGGGCAUACCUUUGAUGGUUUUGCAUAUUGCACAGUUGUUGGUGCUUUGGUCAAGACUGGUAGGAUUGAAGAAGCAAGUCAUUAUAUGGAACGGAUGGUGAACACUGGUAUUGGUCUUGAUAUGGCAUCUUAUAAUACACUAAUUAAUUUGUAUUGUAAAGGUGGUAAGUUGGAAGUGGCACAUGAAGUACUUGAUGAGAUGGAAAAGGAAGGUUUGGAAUGUGAUGAGUACACACACACAAUUCUGAUGUAUGGGUUUUGCAAGGAAGGUGAUGUUGCUAGGGCCAUGGAGUAUAUGAAUGCAGUGGGUAUCAAUUCAAACUUGGUUGCUUUAAACACCAUGGUUGAUGGGUGGUGUAAAGCAGAUAGAAUUGAUUAUGCUUUGAAAAUCUUUGAUUCAAUGGAUACAAGGGAUUCUUUUACCUACUCCUCCUUGAUUCACAAUCUUUGCAAGGUUGGAAGGUUCCGUUGUGCAUCCAAGCUCUUGCUCUCUUGUUUAAGAAUUGGCACGAGAAUACUCCCAUCUGCUAAGCGUGCGGUUUUUGAUUGUCUUCGUCAUUCUGGUCAUCAUAGAGAAGCAAAGAGACUUAAAUCAGAAAUUAAGUUGGCUCUUUCUGCAGUUUUUUAG
Dovyalis caffra is the source of this 1365-nucleotide messenger RNA. Lineage: Eukaryota; Viridiplantae; Streptophyta; Magnoliopsida; Malpighiales; Salicaceae. The record is from the annotation of a GenBank genome assembly.